Molecule: messenger RNA, 732 nt
Organism: Drosophila eugracilis
Lineage: Eukaryota; Metazoa; Arthropoda; Insecta; Diptera; Drosophilidae
Exons: 1
Coding region: 64-648 (194 amino acids)
Source: RefSeq, a predicted model, not a curated record
AGCACUUCAAUCCAAAUUCCAGCCACAUUUAUUAUUUCCCAGAUACAACGUAACUCCAUCUCAAUGUCGCGUAUAAUAAACCCAGAUCAGGUCCCACGGGACAGGAGUUUGGCCCAGGAGCUGCGAAGUGAAAUUAACAGAAAUUCAGCGGAAAUUAGCUUCAACUUUUGGCAGGAGUUUGAGCUUAUUCGGUCCGCCCAGCGAAACCGGCUGGCCGAAGAGCAUUUGGCUCGGGAAAGGAUUACUACCUUGAUGCAGGAUGGUCAACAGGAGGUCAAUCAGGAGGCAGAGGCCCUCAGCCGAUCGAUCAGUGCGCAUGGAGUAACGUCGACCAAUUUGCCAUCACCAUCGAGAGCAAUUGCAGAUGCCGCGAAAUCCUUGGUGAAGAGCAAUUUAGACCAAGGAGUCAAAAAUAUUUCCAAUCGCUCAAAUCCGGCUGUUAGGCGAAAGACCCAAAAGCAGAAAUUGCUAACGAUAAAGACUAAGUCUAAACCAAAGCCAAAAACUGAUGAUAAACCCUCGCCAGCCCUUUCGAACAUUCCAAGGGCACCGCCCACCUCCAGGGCCACCAUGAUAGCCCCGAAUAUUUCCAACAGGGUAACUCCCAAUACAUCCCAGUUUCGAUUAGCAAAAAAGCCCAAAAAAUAACCCUUUUAAUUCAGUCACUAAAUCAUGUUUUACGCUGCAGUUUGUAGUUUUAUGAGAGUUAAUGAAUUAUUAAAUUAAAGUAGA